AUGGUCUGCGGCGCAGGCUGGAGCCCCGCGACAGAGCCGAAGAAGCUGCAGCCCGGCAGCAGCCACGCCGAAGCGCCGCAGCACAGUGUGCGAUGUGCGGGCCCGGCGGUCCAGUUAGACGCGAAGGCUGCUUCCAAGACGGCAGCCUCGGGUCACGAGGGACCGAACGUGCCGCUUGCGACGCCGCCGCGCCGUCCUUUGGCACCACCGCCAAACGGCCCUUGCUCCUCCGCGACACGCGCCGCAGAGACGCGCUUGUCGCCGCCAAAGCAACAGCAGCAGCAGUGGCAGCGAGACUUAACGUCGGCAGAGAGCGAUGUCAGUGUUGGUUACAGCAGAAAGAUUCCUUAA
Messenger RNA from Emiliania huxleyi CCMP1516, 351 nucleotides. RefSeq lists its product as hypothetical. The record is from RefSeq and is a predicted model, not a curated record. The transcript is spliced from 2 exons. The coding region runs from base 1 to 351 and encodes 116 amino acids. Lineage: Eukaryota; Haptophyta; Isochrysidales; Noelaerhabdaceae.